This is a messenger RNA of Hordeum vulgare subsp. vulgare (domesticated barley), 1606 nucleotides long. Its product is annotated as WUSCHEL-related homeobox 1-like. The record is from RefSeq and is a predicted model, not a curated record. Gene Ontology annotation, molecular function: DNA-binding transcription factor activity; DNA binding. Gene Ontology annotation, biological process: plant organ development. NCBI's taxonomy places the organism in Eukaryota, Viridiplantae, Streptophyta, Magnoliopsida, Poales, Poaceae. The transcript is spliced from 3 exons. The annotation marks the transcript as partial.
GGCGGCGGCGGCGGGGCGGCGGGCGGCAAUGCCGUGGCUGGCGCCGGUGGCGCGACGACGACCACGACCGCGCCCCUCCGGCCGAGCAGCGCGCGGUGGACGCCGACGCCGGAGCAGGUCAAGAUCCUCAAGGACCUCUACUACGACUGCGGCAUCCGCUCGCCCACGGCCGAGCAGAUCCAGCGGAUCGCCGCGCGGCUCCGGCAGUACGGCCGGAUCGAGGGCAAGAACGUCUUCUACUGGUUCCAGAACCACAAGGCCCGCGAGCGCCAGAAGAAGCGCCUCGGCGUCGACGUCAACGCCUCCCCCCUCGCCGCCGCCGCCGCCGCCAACGACGCCCUCGCCCUCUCCCCCUCCGGUGCGGCGGCUGCCUCGUCGGCCGGCCUGUACGGCGCCGGCAACUGCGGCGGCCACGAACUGACCAAUCAGUCCAAUCCGGACACACACAUGCACUGCCACAUUGCGAAUCGAUCGAUAUUUUCUAGCCGCCGGUCUCCACGAAGAUCGAUCGAAUUUCAAUUUCCACAUGCAUGCAUGCAUGCUAAUCAGCUAAUGUACAACUCUUCUGGCCCGUUCGACGCACGGCAGGAUUACAUGGGCGCGAGGAGCACGGCGGGAGCAGGCAACCACGGCGCGGCCGCCACAGCACAUGCGCCGUGGCCGGCGUGCUUCCCUUUCUCCACCAACCAGACGCCGCAAAUGCCACCACCGGCUCCGCGGGAGCUCCCGCUCUUCCCGACCGGCGGAGGCCGGCAAGAAACCGCCGACGACUUCCACGGCGGCGGCUACCAUCUCCAGUCCAACAACUCGCAGUGGUGGGGAGCUGCCACGAACACCAACGCCAUGAAGACACUCCAUUACCAGCAUCAUCAGCAGCAGCAGUUGCAAGAACAGCAGCAGCAUAGCUUUUACAACAGCAGCGGCAACCACCAGCUGAUGAUGAUGCCGAUGCCCAGCCAGGACGCUGGCACCUCCCUGGAGCUCACUCUCCGAGCCCCUUACAUGUGAGAGUGGAGUCUAUUGCUCGUGUCAUUGUCCUACGCUAUGCAUGAUCCUACCAGCACUACUAGUACUAGCUACUUACAGUUAGCAGCAUAUGUGGAAAGCAUGUCCAUGUCUGGUACUUGUAGUAGUACUCCACUAUUAACUGGUAGUGUGGUCCGGCCCCUAAACCUCAAACUGGUAGUGUACUCUGCACUGCAUGCCAAAUGCAAUGGCCAGUGCAUGGUGCAGCAACCAGUGUGUGUAGGUGGUGAGUUUGCUAGAGUUUGGUUGCAGCCAAAGUCCAAGUGUGCAAUGGCGCAAGUGUGCUUGUCUCUCCCUCUGGUGCCCUUUCAGAUAGAGGAAAAAAGUUAUCCUCUUGUCUGCUUUCACAUGAGGAGGAGCUAGUCAGGUAGCCCGGUUGAUCAAUCACCUGUUGAGAUUUCUCAACUGUGUAUCUCUUCAGCUGGGGCAUACUUUUCUCUGUCCAUGUAUGCCCUGAUGCCCACCGCAUGCCAGUUUUAUAAUUUCAGCAUUUCAGGUAUGGGGAUGUGUGCCCCCGGACCACACCGGUUGAGCUGCUGGAGGAAUGUCGGUUCCAAGAAAAGAAUCAGUUUCCAGUCAA